ACGUCAUGGUGUAGUUUGAUAUAAACACUGAGCAGAGACAUGGUGAGACGUCCCUCAGUGACGUCACUGAAGAGACGUUUACACGUGAUCACACUCCGUCAUGAAAAUUCAUCUUCAUAUUCUCCACUGACAUUUUGAUUAUUAUCCGUCAUGUGGUAACUAUCCGAGGUUGACUCACCUGUCCAGGUGUGAGAUCGUGACUCGAUGAAACAUGAACCUGUAGAAGUUCGUAUGAACUCCACCUGGUUCAAGACGAGCAGAACGAGAAAUACGUCCCCACCCACAAUCCUGCAGUGUGACAUGCACGUCUCUGAUUGGUGGAAACUCUUACUACACACGUCAACUUCAUGUGGGCGAGUGAUGCUGCGUUCCAUUGUACUGGAGCUCGAGCGUCAGGGGCGUUCCAUUAAACCUCAGAACUCGACAUCACAGACCUGCGAGUCGGAGGUUUACACUCGAACGCCUCCUUGAGUCGGAGUAACCACGAGCUCCGGGAUGUAAGUGAACGCAGUAUGGCGUCUCAGUUCAAAAUCCCUAAGAAGAAACUGUCAUCAGAUUUUGACUCCGCCCACACGCACCUGCAGUCACCACUGUCCUACCUCCAAGGCCCCGCCCCUCAAGAUUACGGGACUCAGUCUGGCAGGAGGGGAGCUGACAGGGUGCAUGCUGGGAACGCAGCGGGCUGGUCUACAGACAGAAGGAGGGAUCAGGUGAAAACGCUGCUCGGACUCAACAGCCCCGACAGAGGGGGGGCGUCGGCAGCCAAUCACAGAGCACCAGGAAGCUGGAGGAGCCAACCACAGUCGGGACAGAGAAGGAGGGCGACGGCCUCGACCUCCAACGGGUGGCGUCCCAAGAGAGCGUCCGACCGGCUGCUGGGCGCCGAGCAUCCGUCUCCACCACCGAAGAAGAGCGUCGACCCCUCAGAUUCGUCCACUGGCUCCGUCUCCGUGGUGACGGUGGACUCUCUGGCGGAGCUGCGAGGUGAGGUGCAUGCUGGGAGUCUGGUAGCGAGAACACAGAGGACGAGGCAAAACGAUGCUGAGGGGGAGAACCACAACUCGUCAGAGGACGACUUCCUGUCUCCGACCAAAACCUUCGUCCACAGACCGCCAAUCUCCUCUGUCUGGAGGCGGAGUCUGGACAGGCCGGCGUGGACCAGUACCAGCACCAGUACAGGCACAAGCCAGAAGGAGGACGGGACGAGAGAGGACAGAGACAGGAAGUCCGACCCGCAGCCUCGACUGAACAAACAAACUCCAGCAGAACCCAUCUUGUUGUCGAGUGAAGAAGACGAGGAGGAAGAGGAUGUGAUGACAUCACAGAGCAGCAGCAGCAGCAGGCAGGAGGAGGAGUCUCGUCUGCCACUGGCUCCACAGACGCUUGCCCGCAGACCUGAGGGAGGGCACGACAGACCGCCGCCACCGUUCCUGCAGCUAGAGUUCAGCUCGCUGCACGCCGGCCUGACGCACGCACACGCACACGGGAAGAUGAUGAUCAAUGAAAACGGCCUCAUGAUUCCUGUUAAAGUGUCGGGGGGGGAGGAGGGGGACGUGGUGGUGGUGGCGUCACAGCUCAAUGGUUACGGCGUCUGGGACGGGGGUGUGGCUCAGGGCGGGGAUCUACUGGACGGGUGGGAAGGCCCCGCCCCCUCGCUGCUCUUCCUCUGGGUGACGGACGCUCAGGCCAACCUACUGCAGCGAGAGCUGUCGGCCCUGAGAGGAAGCCCCGCCCCCUCAGGUGUGUCGUGCUCCUUCCUCCUGUUGGUGUUGACGGAGCAGCUGCAGCAGCUCCAGGUCGCCCUGUUGGCCUCCAUCCUGGACAUGGAGGAGUACCAGAAGGGACGCUCCUCCUCCUCGUCCUCCUCAUCCCCUCUGGACUGGACCGACGGGCUGUUGCUCCUCCACACAUGUCCUCCUCCUUUGGACCAGCACCUCCUCAGCCUGCUGGGUCACUGGUCGUCCGGUCAGCAGCAGCAGCCGCUUCCUGCUCGGUUGAUCCAGUACCCGGCGGCGCCUUGUAGGGGGCGUAUCACGGUGAACAAGGAGGACCUGGCUUGUUUGGACGCCGGCCAGUUCCUCAAUGACGUCAUCAUCGACUUCUACCUCAAGUUCCUCCUCCUGGAAGGCGGUGGCGGCUGCGUGGCUGAGCGGAGUCACGUCUUCAGCAGCUUCUUCUUCAAACAGCUGAGCAGGCGGCGAGCCCCCGGAGAGGAUGACGCCCCCUCGCUCCCCGAUCGUCACAUGAGACAUCGGAGGGUGAAGACGUGGACUCGACACAUGGACAUCUUCAGGAAGGACUACCUGUUCGUGCCUGUCAAUCAAGAGUCUCACUGGUUCCUGGUGGUCGUCUGCUUCCCGGGUCUGGAGGACGUUCAGUACCAAGAAUGUCACAGCUCCACAGGUUCAUCAGAGAGAACGACGGGAAAAGGAGGCCUGAGACCACCACCUCCAGAGUGCACGGAUCUCGGCCGCCACAGGGACACGGUGAUGAAGAGACCCUGCAUCCUCGUCAUGGACUCACUGAAGCUGACGGACCACGAGGACGUCUGCAGACUCAUCAGAGGGUACCUGCAGGUGGAGUGGGACGUCCGCAUGAAGACGCGCCGUCUCUUCUCUCGUGACUCGAUGAGGAGCAGCAGCUGCAGAGUCCCUCAGCAGGACAACAGCAGCGACUGUGGCGUCUACCUGCUGCAGUACGUCCACAGCUUCCUGCAGAAUCCCGUUGUGCACUUUGACCUCCCGCUGCGGUUGGACGGCUGGUUUCCAAGGCAACAGGUGCGACAGAAGCGCGAGGAGAUCCGCAAUGUGAUCCUGAGGCUGCACCGGAACAAGAGCCAAUAAUCACACGUGCAAUAACUAAUUUAUAUUUUUAUACUUUAUUGUUUCACAUGUAAUAAACUUUAUGAUAUGAAAUA
This is a messenger RNA of Scophthalmus maximus (turbot), 2917 nucleotides long. It is a transcript of the gene senp7b, whose product is annotated as SUMO specific peptidase 7b. Gene Ontology annotation, biological process: protein desumoylation. The coding region runs from base 513 to 2843 and encodes 776 amino acids. NCBI's taxonomy places the organism in Eukaryota, Metazoa, Chordata, Actinopteri, Pleuronectiformes, Scophthalmidae. The transcript is spliced from 20 exons. The record is from RefSeq and is a predicted model, not a curated record. Gene Ontology annotation, molecular function: SUMO-specific endopeptidase activity. Gene Ontology annotation, cellular component: cytoplasm; nucleus.